Molecule: messenger RNA, 2257 nt
Organism: Epinephelus fuscoguttatus (brown-marbled grouper)
Lineage: Eukaryota; Metazoa; Chordata; Actinopteri; Perciformes; Serranidae
Gene: eapp
Product: e2f-associated phosphoprotein
Exons: 6
Coding region: 69-968 (299 amino acids)
Biological process (GO): positive regulation of cell population proliferation
Cellular component (GO): nucleus
Source: RefSeq, a predicted model, not a curated record
GAAGCAGUCGUUCGUACGUUGUUGCUAACUCGCUAACGUCUCAUGUUGAACUCUGUCGAGCAGUUAAAAUGAACAAACUGAAUAAACCUCAGGAGUUUGACUCGUAUGAGAUCGAGGAGCCGAGCGAUGAGGAGCGAGCUGAGAGCAGUUCGGAGGAUGAGCUGGACAUUCUGCUGAACGGGACGCCGCAGCAGAAGAAGAAGCUGAUCAGAGAGUAUCUGACGGGGGAGAGCGAGUCGUCCAGCGGGGAUGAGUUCGAGAAGGAGAUGGAGGCGGAGCUCAGCUCCACCAUAAAGACCAUGGAGGGAACCUGGGCGCCAUCGUCAGCAGAAACCUCAGGAGGAGGAGGAGGAGGUGGUGGUCCUGGACUUCCUAACCGUCAGGUGUAUGAUGAGGUGUAUUUUGACUCUGACUCAGAGGGGGAGGACACACCAGGCAGCUCCACCGGCCGGAGGCAGAGACAGCGGGUCAAAAUGACCAAUGACGAGCUGCUGUACGACCCCGACGAGGACGACAGGGACCAGGCCUGGGUGGACGCCAGGAGACAGUUUAACAGAAAGCCAACAGCUGCAGGUUCUCGCUCGCAGCCUCGUCAGUCUCAGGGUUUACCGAGCAGCGACGCCGUCCUCAACUGUCCCGCCUGCAUGACGACGCUCUGCCUGGACUGUCAGAGGCAUGAAAAGUACCGGACGCAGUAUCGUGCCAUGUUCGUCAUGAACUGCGCGGUGAAGAGAGACGAGGUGCUGCGCUACAAAACCCAGACGGAGCUGAAACAGAGGAGGAGGAAGAGGAGGAGGGGACAGAGAACAGACACGCCGCUGGACAAGACUCCCGACCCGACGCCGGCGGGGAUGGACGCCGAUGAGAUUUACCACCCGGUGCAGUGCACAGAGUGCUCCACUGAGGUGGCCGUGUUCGACAAAGACGAGGUCUACCACUUCUUCAACAUCCUGGCCAGCCACUGCUGAGACAGACACGCAGACUGUUUGUUUUAUUUCAUGGGUUUGUCUCUGAGUCUUCAGCUCACAGCAGCUUUAUCAGAAGGAUGAUGACCGCUUCUCUCUGACUGGAGGGGAGGAAUCACUCUGUGGUCGCUCUGAGUGAACCAGACUCAGCUCAUAAACACUCUGAAAUAACAACGUGUUUGGUCACUUCACUUAACGAGGAGAGAAAACUGCAGCAUGUUGUCUGUCUGUGACAUUUUUAUCUCCCUUUAAUGUCUCACGAAAACUGGAAUCUGAGACCAGUGUUGCAGCUCUGAUGAUCCGUACUGGACUGGACACACAGCAGCUUGAAUUUUGAGACCGAUAUGGGUAUUAAUAUUUGAGAAUUAAAAGGCUGGUUAGCAACAUAUUAACUGAGACCCAAUUUUUUUUACCUACACACUCAAACACAAGCAGUUUUGAAUAAAAGGUUUAUAACACUGCAGUGCAGUUGGAGGCAGAUAUUAAUUUUUAUAUUUUUUAUUUAUCAACAAAUAUAACCCCUCUUCCAUAAGCAGAAGCUGCUGUAUGAACAGACAAUGACUGACAGUACAGUAAAACAGAGAUGUAGUCAUAUAAAACAUGUCUUCAUUGGGAACGUUACAGUUGUUGACAUAUUCUGUUCUAUACAGACGAUGUGGUGGUGUUGGCCUCAUCAAGUCUGAGGCCACAGUUCUCUGCCAGAAAACAAGUUGGGAGAGUUAUUGCUGCAAGUGAAGGAGUUCAAGUAUGUCGGGGUCUUGUUCACGAAAGAGGGUAAAAUGGAGCGUGAGAUCAAUAUGCGGUUUGGUGCGGCGUCUGCAGUGAUGCAGGUGCAACACCAGACUGGUGUGAAGAGGGAGUUGAGCCAGAAGGUGAAGCUUUCGAUUUCCUGGUCCAUCUACGUUCCAACCCUCACCUAUGGCCAUGAGCUCUGGGUAGUGACUGAAAGAAUGAAAUCGUGGAGACAAGCAGCUGAAAUGAGUUUCCUCUGAAGGGUGUCUGGGCUCAGCCUCAAGAUCCUCCCUGCUGCCCGCAUCAGCUGGCCCCAUAUCAGUGGAAGAAAAUGGCUGGACAUUUACUGUACACCAAAAACUCUACAAGUGUCUAAAUAUCUGCUUACAAACACAUUAUGGGGAGUUAUUAAAUGUUUGUACACUGCUUAUGAAUGUUAGACGAAAGGGGGUUAAAUGGGGUUAAAAUGGUACUGGCCUGCUAAGAUUUUUUGAAGAAGAAGAUGAAAAGUUGUGAGCAGGGUGUGUCCUCAGAGGGACAUUUUGCGGUUGUAAAUAAAA